AUGAAGGAUCUUCAUUCAACAGCUUUCCCUUCCCGUCACACCAGUCAAUGCGACUCCUGCGUUUUCCAGCACCAUUCUCUGCGCAGCCCAGACUUUAGCCAAGCCUUCAUUGGAGGCCAGAAAGGCUACCAGGCCUACCGGGACCUACCAUGGGAUCUUCAGAAAAUUCGUCAGUCACCUAUCAAAAUAAGGCAUCUUGAGCCCUGGAAAAUCGCUGUAAUCGUUAUUGGAGCAGCAGUGGCAGCAGCUAUCACCAUUGGUCUCCUAGUUUAUUUUCUGGCAUAUGAUCAGAAGCUGUUCUAUUACAGUGCCAAUGUAAAAAUCACCAACAUCCGGUACAAGAAUGAAUUUUCCAGACAAUCCUCAGGAAGGUUUAGAGACCUGAGCGAGAGGGUUGAGAGACUGAUCGACAAGACAUUUUACAAUUCCAUUUUAAGGAAAAAAUACAUCCGUUCACGCUUAAUCAGAGUGAGCCCAGAUACUGAUGGUGUGAUGGCAGAGGCUUUGCUCACAUUCUGGUUCUCCGCUACGGACUCUAGAGAAGCACUGCGGGAAAGAGUUGGGAAGAUCUUACGGAGGGGCCUGAAAAGAUACACAGGGCCUCUGAGGAUAAACGUCCGAUCUUCCUCCAUCUCAAAUGUGGAGCCAGUGAGAGCAGAAGCCAUCUUCAAUGACAUCUGCGGGUUACGGCAGAACAGAUCAGUCAAGUCCAUGGCAAAAUCCUCAUCGCUGCGGAUCGUUGGCGGAUUGUCCUCUGCAGAGACCGGGGACUGGCCGUGGCAGGCCAGUCUGCAGUACAACAACAUCCAUCGCUGUGGUGCGACGCUCAUCAGCAACACAUGGCUGGUGUCUGCAGCUCACUGCUUCAGAGACAUGACUCACCCUCAGAAGUGGACUGCUACUUUUGGAGCUCUUUUGAAGCCACCAAGCUUGAAGCGAUCAGUCAAGACAAUUAUCAUCCAUGAGAAGUACCUGUACCCAGAGCACGACUAUGACAUUGCACUAGUGCAGCUCUCCAAACGAGUGGAGUUCACGAGCAGCAUACACCGCGUCUGUCUGCCAGAGCCAUCUCAGACCUUUCCCUACAAUACUUACGCUGUCAUCACAGGCUGGGGAGCUCUCACCAAUGAUGGUCCAGCCCCAAAUGCUCUUCAGGAGGCAACAGUGAAACUUAUUGACUCAGAUACUUGCAACAGAAAAGAAGUGUAUGAUGGGGACAUAACACCCAGGAUGUUGUGUGCGGGAUACUUGGAAGGAGGAGUAGAUGCUUGUCAGGGGGACUCUGGGGGACCACUGGUUACUCCAGACUCUAGACUGAUGUGGUACCUCGUGGGAAUAGUGAGCUGGGGAGAUGAAUGUGCCAAGCCAAAUAAACCUGGAGUUUACACACGAGUGACUUAUUUCCGUGACUGGAUUACCACAAAAACAGGCAUCUAA
Melospiza georgiana is the source of this 1437-nucleotide messenger RNA. Its product is annotated as transmembrane protease serine 11E-like. Gene Ontology annotation, molecular function: serine-type endopeptidase activity. The transcript is spliced from 10 exons. The coding region runs from base 1 to 1437 and encodes 478 amino acids. Gene Ontology annotation, biological process: proteolysis. Lineage: Eukaryota; Metazoa; Chordata; Aves; Passeriformes; Passerellidae. The record is from RefSeq and is a predicted model, not a curated record.